This is a messenger RNA of Adelges cooleyi (spruce gall adelgid), 918 nucleotides long. Its product is annotated as gustatory receptor for sugar taste 43a-like. NCBI's taxonomy places the organism in Eukaryota, Metazoa, Arthropoda, Insecta, Hemiptera, Adelgidae. Gene Ontology annotation, cellular component: neuronal cell body; axon; membrane. The coding region runs from base 1 to 816 and encodes 271 amino acids. The transcript is spliced from 5 exons. The record is from RefSeq and is a predicted model, not a curated record. Gene Ontology annotation, biological process: sensory perception of taste.
AUGUGUUUAUUAUUUGCUUUGGUUUUACCAGUUUACGGGCUAAAGACAUACACCGAUUAUACAUCUCAACCAGAAUUUUCCAGAUUAAUAUUAUAUCUGUUACUUUGUCUACAAACCCUUAGCACGUGCUGCCUAGAAAUGCACUUUUUUAUAUUGUGCUACAUAAUUUACCAAAAGAUCCAGCUAAUCAACGAUGACCUGUCUAUGCUGAAAGUAGAUACGAUUAUCAGGAACAAUUAUCCUUUUCUUUCGCAUUCUGGCGAUCGUUACAUAACAACGAACUUUAACUAUUCCGGUUUUAAGUUGAAUGGCAUGUCUAAAGCGUGUUUCGUCAGAUACCUCCGUAUCAAAUACUAUAUAAUCGGCAAAGCUGUCAAGAAUCUAAACAACGUAUUUGGCAUACAAUUGGGCAUAUUCCUGUGUACGCUGUGGUUAAUGGCAUUGUUCGAUUUGUAUUAUGAUUUGACCCGAGGUAACCAUCCGGACUCAGAUAAUAUAUUCAUAUCAAAACUAAUCUUAUACGGAUGGAUUUUGCAAUAUACAACUAGAUUUAUCUUGAUCACGUUAAUCGCGCACAUUACGACUAAAGAGGCUUACAAGACUAAAGUGCUCAUAACCGAUAUAAACAAUCGUUUUUUAGAUCCAGGCACAAAAGAAGAACUGCAGCUGUUUUUCAAUCAAAUAUCCAGCAAUUCAAUGGAAUUCACAGCUUGUGAUUUUUUCACAUUAAAUACUCACCUGAUAACUUCUGCAAUUGCUGCAGGAACGACAUACUUGGUUAUACUUCUGCAAUUUAACUCUAGCAAUAAACAAUAAUUUAAUUUAUACUUGCAUAUGCUUGUAGCGAAGAAUACAUGCAGUCUCAUGUCUAUACCACAAUCGGCGAUUAAAUUACAGCAUCCGGAAAAACUACAUAGG